AUGCCCACGGAAGUAGUCGCGCCCAUUGUGGUGAUGAUCGAGACCAUGGCUGCACUGUCGCCCACUGAGUGCGUUGACUGUAAGAAGAUCGCCAUGAACGGGUACCUGGUCUUGGAUCAUAGUGCAGGUUCAAUAUCCUCAAGGCAGAAUAGCAUGGAGAUUAGCAUGUCGAAGCCCAGAGACCCGUUGAUGAGGAAACUCAGCAUGAUGGAGCGGGGUAAGAUCCUGCAGGACACAGAUCUAUGA
This is a messenger RNA of Penicillium alfredii, 246 nucleotides long. RefSeq lists its product as uncharacterized. The transcript has a single exon. NCBI's taxonomy places the organism in Eukaryota, Fungi, Ascomycota, Eurotiomycetes, Eurotiales, Aspergillaceae. The record is from RefSeq and is a predicted model, not a curated record. The coding region runs from base 1 to 246 and encodes 81 amino acids.